Messenger RNA from Triticum aestivum (bread wheat), 1934 nucleotides. RefSeq lists its product as uncharacterized. The transcript is spliced from 2 exons. Bases 1022 to 1582 code for a protein of 186 amino acids. Gene Ontology annotation, molecular function: zinc ion binding. The record is from RefSeq and is a predicted model, not a curated record. Lineage: Eukaryota; Viridiplantae; Streptophyta; Magnoliopsida; Poales; Poaceae.
UUGGAGCACUGCGGAUGUCUUUUCGGGGAGAAAAUUUGCAGGAUGAAGAGUAUUUGUUGAUACUGACCUAAAAAAAUCAGUGUUUUUUGUUUUUUACUAUACUUUCGGAAUUUACGGUUCAUGCAGUGCAUUUGACCUCGAGAUUAGAUGUGCAGCUCGUUUCAUAAGAAACCAAUCGCUGACAAAGGAAGAGGUGGAGGCUACGGUGCAGGUGCUGGGUUCCAGCUUGUGAUGGCCAAGAUCGUUUGUCUUAGGUUGCGGGGCUCCUCCGCUAGGGGGAGUGAACGGUAAAAAACAUAUUUACAGAAUUGUGUCAAAAAGUAUUAUUUUUUCAUAUUUUUUUAUAAAAAAAUUAGCCACCGAAUUAGACCGUUUUGAGCACGAUUAUGACGGAUGGGUCCCACCAGAAGGGUGACCACAGCACAACAACCCCGUGCGGGCACACUUGUCUACACGGAUCAUUUUUACCGCUCCGCGUGUGGGUCUGCGUGGCGUCCGUACAUUAAGCGGCGUGUUGACGUGUCCAGUUGUUCCCUGCCAUGUCCUGCCGUGUGGCCACGUUGGUCGGCCAGUGCUCUCGUGCUUGCCUAUGAAAACCCGGCCUCGCAGGAGACAUCGCCAAACACGACGGGCCUCCGCCUCCCGGUGCAGAUUCCUUCGCCCCGACCUCCAUUCAUUCAGGCGAGCAUGCUGAUGCAAUGCUUCUUCUGCAUUAUGCUGCUUGGUGUUCAUGUUGCUGAACCGUCGUCGUUGUUUGCUUCCAAGAAGAAUUAGAGAGGAGCGCUUCCAAGAAGGCGAAAAUCAGCACCGAAACUCGGGACCGCAUGACGGCGCCGCAGGAAGAAUUAGAGACGGACAAUGUUUUCUCCCACGACAUGGACACCCUUGAAUGUGAAAUCUGCUCCCUGCCUUUUUGAUUCUCAGAUCUUCAUGUGCAAGAACGGACAUGCGGCGUGCGGCAACUGCUGCAUCGGCAUGAACCACAAGUGCUCCUGCUGCCACGAGCGCAUCGGCGACAUCCAUGAACCACAAGUUCCGCAAGCUCGGCUGCGGGGAGACCGUCAAGUUCACGGAGCUGCGGAGCCACGAGGAGGAGGCGUGCCCAUACGCGACCUACAGCUGCCCGUUCGACGGCUGCGCCUACCGCGGCGCGCUGCUCUACGACCACGUCCACGACGAGCACGCGCAGGCGCCGGCGCCGGUGCCCAACUGUGACAUGGUGGGCGGCCUGCUCCGGGGCGCGACGGUCACUCUGCGACGGGACGAGCCUGUCCACACGCUCCUUCACCGCGACAGGGUGAGCGUGAUCCUCCUGCUCAACGGCGGCGACGUCCUGACCGGGCGGUCGCUGUCGCUGGUCCGCAUCUGCCCGCAUCCCAAGCCCGACCAAGAAGACGAGGAAGUUGAGUACAGGAUGGUGGUGAUGCGCGGCGAGCCCGGGCCUGGGUCGCCCUCGCUGACGGCGUCGGGGAGAGUGCAGUACGUCCGCCGGCUGGAGGGGUGCCAGCCCCAACACUUCCUGUUCGUGCCGGACGCUUUCUGGGGCUCUUCCGGCAGCGUCGUCGUCACCGUGCAUCUCUGAUUCACGAUGACGCAUGUGUCUGCUUAAUCCUGUAUCCUGCUGGGUGCUGGGUGGAUCUGUAGUGCAGUGUAAUGGUGGCGGUGCUGCCGGUGUGAUGUCCAAGUACGUCGUACAAUAGUUGCAAGUAGCAGUAUGUUAGUAGGUCUGGUUCUGCUAACUGCCGAAUCCCUGUCUGUAUCCUGGUGGGUGGAUCUUUUGUUUUUGGGCCCGCCAGGGAUCAUCAGGCAGAGGCAGGGUAGUGUAGUGUUUAGGAGUUUGUAGUUGUAUACAGUACGUACGUAUGUAAGUAUGUUCCAUGGUGGGAUCGUGUAUAAUGUAUUGCUAGAGUUGGAAAGACAGCAGGGAAAGGAAA